UGAGCAUGCAUAGAAUGUAUUAGUAGCUAUUCCUUUCUAUCACUCAGCUAUCAAGUAUUGGACACUCAAAAAAUAGAACUGGGCCGAUGUGAGACUGUCUGCAUAUUGUUUACAGGAUAUUUCAGAUCUGGGGAAUAUUACUGAGAGUCAGCGUCACUGUGGCAGUCGGUGCUGCAGCACGGAGGCUGCUGGAUCAAAAGCUGUGUAUGAGAAGUGCCAGAAAAGGGCACCCGAAGUAGUCACUGCAAAGGAAGGAACUCCUGUAUCUUUCGUCGGCUGGCCCUGGGCAGGCUUUAAGGGGGGGAAAAAUUAUUUUUGAAGAAGUUAUGAAGUCUGAAGAAGAUCCUGAAGAUGGAGAAAAUAUAGUUGGGGAUCCAAGCUAAGUGAAGGAUGGAACAACAUGAAUGUAGGGCAGAAACAAUAGUGUAUUGCUUAGAGCAGCCUGUUUUGAACUCUGGUUGGGGACUUGCCUUGUAAACGGCAGCAGUUUGUAACUGAAUACGAGGUAAAUUGUUUGCUGCUGACAGCAAGGAGCUGCAAGUUCUAUGAUGAGUUGUUGGUUUUCCUGUGCUGAUAAAAACACACUGAAUGCAGAUUGGAACAAAUAUGACGAUCGGUUGAUGAAAGCAGCUGAAAGGGGAGAUGUGGAAAAAAUUUCAUCUAUCCUUGCCAAAAAGGGAGUCAACCCUACUAAACUGGAUGUGGAAGGGAGAUCUGCAUUUCAUGUUGUAGCGUCAAAAGGAAAUUUGGAUUGUUUGAAUGCCAUUCUUACACAUGGGGUUGAUAUCAUAGCCACCGAUGUUGCAGGGAGAAAUGUGUUGCAUCUGGCUGCAAAAUAUGGACAUGCUCUUUGUUUGCAAAAGCUAUUACAGUACAAUUGUCCAACUGAAAAUUUGGAUCUUCAAGGGAGAACUGCUCUUCAUGAUGCUGCUAUGUCAGACUGUUCCUCUUGUAUUCAGCUGCUGUGUGAUCAUGGCGCCUCAGUGAAUGCCAAAGAUGGAGAUGGGAGGACACCCCUAGUGCUGGCCACUCAGAUGUGUCGCCCAACAGUAUGUCAGCUUCUGAUCGACAGGGGAGCUGAUGUGAAUGCCAGAGACAAACAAAACAGGACUGCUCUGAUGUUAGGCUGUGAAUAUGGCUGCAAGGAUGCAGUAGAAGUUUUGCUCAAAAAUGGUGCAGAUGUUAGUUUGGUUGAUGCCCUUGAUCAUGACUGUUCUUACUAUGCCAGAAUUGGUGACAAUAUUGACAUUUUGGCCCUAAUAAAGACUGCCAUUGAGGACUCCGGCAAAGCAAGGGAGCUUCUGAAGAAAGGGCAGCCUGAACAAAAGGUUACUGCUAUGUCACCGAAAUGGAAUCAGAUGUAUCCACAAGAAGUGAACUUCAAGCAGUAUCAGAGGGAACAGCCAAGCAUGCAGGAACUGGAGGCAGAAAAUGAAGAUCUGCAAGACCGACUGAGAGAGAUUCAACAGGAACAGAAAAUACUUUUAGAACGAGUCGGUGUGCUAGAGCUACAACUGAAUGAGGAGCAAAUGGUUGCAGAUGAUCUUGAAAGUGAGAAAGACGAGCUGCGAAGACUCUUAAUGUCCAAGGAAAAACAGCAGGAAGAAAGCUUAAGAAGUAUUGAAGUUCUGAAAUUGAAACUUCGACACUAUGAGCACACAUCUGAACUUAUGUCUGUUUCUGUGCCACCUAAUCUGCAGACCAAGUCUAUGCUGAGACCACUGGAGCUGUCACUAUCUAGCCAGUCCUCCAGUUCUGAGAGUGAAGCUCUAAAGAGAGAGCUAGACAACAUGAGAACCUGUUAUGGAGCAGCAAAAGAAGAAAUCAGCAAACUUCAGAAAGAGCUGUCUCAUAAGGUAGCUGAAUGCAAAGCUUUGGCAUCCGAGUGUGACAGAACCAAGGAGGAAUCGGAUGGCCAGAUAAAGCAAUUGGAAGAUGCUUUAAAAGAUGUGCAGAAGAGAAUGUUUGACUCAGAAGGCAAAGUAAAGCAAAUGCAAACCCACUUUCUUGCGUUGAAGGAUCACCUGACUAAUGAAGCUGCUGUAGGAAGCAGUAAGUUAACAGAAGAACUAAAGGAUCAACUGAAAGACAUGAAAGCAAAAUAUGAAGGUGCUUCUGCAGAAGUAGGCAAGCUAAGGAACCAAAUCAAGCAAAAUGAAUUGUUAGUUGCCGAAUUUAAAAGCGAUGAGGGGAGGCUGGUGGAGGAAAACAAAAAGUUACAGAAGGAACUCGGUAUGUUAGAGAUGGAGCGAGAGAAGGGUGAGAGAAAUGUCUUGGAGGUACAAGGACAGCUAAAAGAAGUGGCAGCAAAGUUAGUCCUCUCUGUACCUGUUGAGAGAUUUGAAAAUAUGAAGAGUUUAUUGUCAACCGAAGUGAAUGAGAAAGCAAAGAAGUUAUUACAGAUGGAAAGAGAGUAUGAAAACCUGCAGGCAGAGUAUCGGCUCGUAAAGAAGGAAUUCGAAAGUCAGAAAGCUAAACUUGCUCAGCAUGUGAGGCCAGAGGAGCACGAACAAAUGAGGGGCAGAUUUGAACAAAAAACUAGAGACCUGGAAAAAACGAUUUCUGAAUUAGUGUUGAAGAAUCAGACAUCGCAGAAGGAAGUGGAAAAGGUUCACAUGGACAACAAGUUGCUUAAGCAGCAAAUAACCACGCUAACGGAGGAGCUGAAAAGCCAAUUUGUGCCUUUAAAACUGAAUGAAGAGAUGAAAAAAGCUAGUGAUCUGACUAUUGGGGAUCUGACCCAACAACUUGCUGAAGUAACGCAAAAGUAUGAUGAAAACAAGGCAGAAGCUGAGAAGUUGCGGAUGGAAAAGACCCGUUUAAGUGAGACUGUAAGUCACUUCCAGGCUGUGUACUUGUCUCCAGAAAAGCACGAAAAAGAAGUGGCAGCCUUGAAAUCCAACAUUGUGGAACUUAAAAGGCAGCUUGCUGAGCUUCAUCAAAAAUAUGAUGCUGAACAAGCAAAAGUCUUCAGACUUGUGUCUGAAAACACAACUCUGAGGGACACGAUGAAUGCUCAGUAUGUGCCUGCUGCAACACACGAGGAGAUUAAAACAGUCCUGAACAAUACAUUAGAAAAGACGAAUAGAGAGUUGUCAGAGCUGAAGGAAAAAACGGAAGAUAUAAAGCGAGAAUUUAUGAGAGUAAAUGAAGAGAAUGGAACUUUGAAAAAGAAGCUGAGGCUCCUACAGAACAACAUCCAAACAGAGUAUGUAAAUAUAAAAGAUCAUGAGAGUAAGGUGUCGACCUUAAGUAAAAGCAUUCAAGAAUUACAGGACAGAAACACUGAAACAUUGACUAAAUAUAAGAGAGGUCAAGAGGAAAUCUCUCAGUUGCAUGCCGAAAUUGAAGCCCAGAAGAAGGAACUAGACACAAUUCAAGAAUGCAUUAAGUCAAAAUAUGCCCCAGUUGCCUGCUUUGAAGAGAAAGAGAGAGACUUUGAUGCCACGGUGAAGGAACUAAAAAAACAAUUGCUGGAACAGACACAGAGAUGCAGAGAAUGUGAAGAUGACACACACAAAUACAAACAAGAAAACGAAAAGUUAAAGAAUGGGUUUUUGUCUAUCCAAAAUGACUUGCAACAGAAUUACAUUCUUGCUGAGAAAUCACAUGAAAUGGAGAAAAUGUUCACCAGCAAAAUGGAAGAACUGAAUAAGCAACUGAGAGAAUUACUGCACAAAUACACGGAGAUAAAACACGAGAAAGACAAGCUCCAAGAAGAGAGCGCUAAGCAGAUUUCGGAGGCCCUGGCUAUGCAAACUCGUAUGCAGGGCCAAUAUGUUCCCAUGGAACAAUUUGAAGCCUUGAAGAGAACGCUUAGCCACACGAUAGAGGACCUAAAAGAAGAACUCAGCAGUAAGAAGGCGUGCUAUGACAGAGAAGUAGAAAAAGUAAGAGAACUAAAUCUACGUAACUCCUCGAUAUCUUUGAUAGAACAUGCACAGAUGAAAGGAGUGCUCGAAAAAGAAAUUACAGCCGUCCAAACUAGCUUGAAAAAAGAGGUGGAAGAAAACCAAUCCAAAAGUGAGGCAAUUGCUAAGCUCCAGUCUGAGAUUCAGAGUGCUAGACAAACUUUAACUGAACUGGAGAGCAAGGAAGUCAUUGAGAUGUCGGAGUACAAAUCCAUGAAAAGUGCCUUAGAGAGCCAGGUGACCAGCAUUGCUGGAGACUUGGCCAGCUUGAAUAGAAAAUACGAGGCAAUGUGUGAAGAAGCCAUGCAAGCCAAAAAGGAAGAGCUCUCUGCAAAAGAUGAGAAAGAAUUGUUGCAGUCAAGAAGCUUCAGCAUUGAACAAGAAAUUAAGGACCAGAAAGAGAGAUGUGAUAAAUCUUUGACGACAAUCACUGACUUGCAAAAAAGAAUCCAGGAAUCUGCAAAGCAAGUGGAAGCAAAAGAUAAUAAGAUAACAGAGCUACUAAAUGAUGUAGAACGCCUAAAGCAAGCGCUCAAUGGCCUGUCUCAGCUUACGUACACCUGUGGGGUUCCCCCCAAGAGACAGAACCAGCAGGUUGAAAUGCUCCAGCACGAGGUGAAAACCCUGCAGCAGCAGCUGGCUGAUGCUGAUAGACAGCACCAAGAAGUAAUUUCAAUUUAUCGGACCCAUCUUCUUAGUGCUGUGCAGGGCCACAUGGAUGAAGAUGUACAAGCUGCCUUACUCCAGAUCAUUCGAAUGAGACAGGGGCUUGUUUGUUAAUCUGCUUAAUGCUGCUUCUGUGCCAUGGCUGCUGCAUCCUGUAGGAGUGCUGUGACUACAGUAGUAUAACCUGCAGGACCUUUGUCUUAUUGUGGCGUUGAAACCGUACAAAAUAUGCCCCCCCCCGCGUUAUUCCAAGAGGCUGAAGUCCUAUGCUCCUUGUAAAAUAGCACAGUAUGGCAACUGAGUUCAAAUUGGACAUUUCAGAUACGUGGGAGUAAACCUUGUGCAGAAUUUAUUUUACAAUUGGGGUACAAACUGGCAGUCAAAAUGAUGACAUAGUACUUCCACUCUUUUAAUGUCGGAUUGACCAUUUUAGAAUAUACAAAUCCAUAGUCAAUACCUCCAAAUUGAUUCUAUUGUAAUUCCCAAAGCAUGAAUGACAGUGAGCUAAAACUGAAGUGACUGUGGCUGACAUACUGUGACCGUGUUUCUUUCUUUUAAUGGUUAACAAGCGUGCUUUGGAUGAUCAUAUCAUGUUGAUCAUCAGAUUGACAGUAGGUCAACUACAAAAAAAGAUGGAUAGUGUGGAAGUAUCCAGUGUAGCUUGGCUGGCCAGGUUACAUUCUUUUAUUUAAGUAAUUUAAGAUUUAGUGCCUUAGUGUUUUCCUUAGAGGUACAAAUCCAUUUUCUCCAGCCGACACUAACUUUUAUGCUUUUUUACAAGAGAUAUUUUUUCAUGAAUGCUGUAUAACACUGAUUUCAGUAGGCUAAGAAACAGCAGGACUGGAGUAGAUCAUGAACGUAGAGCAGCAAUUUCAGUCUCAAACGAAAGUCCAGUUUUUAGUCUUCUGUAUCUUUUCUAACUUCAUUAUGCAUAAAAAUGGACCUAGAUUGUGUAGCACACUUGAUAAAGUUGUACAUUGUCUAACUCAAGUGUCAGAUGGUCACCCAUUUUCCAGCAAAAGCUUAAGAGGUUUUUCUGGUUUAUUAACGCUGUAAAUGAUGUACUAUAAUCAGUUUUUGGUUAUUUAUAGGGAAAU
Messenger RNA from Pelodiscus sinensis (Chinese soft-shelled turtle), 5674 nucleotides. The record is from RefSeq and is a predicted model, not a curated record. NCBI's taxonomy places the organism in Eukaryota, Metazoa, Chordata, Testudines, Trionychidae.